UCCUGUAAAUUUAAUUUUUUAAAAAAAUUAAAAAGCUUAUAAAGUAAGCCAACUAGUUAAUUAAUGAAUAUAAUUUGGAAAAAUGGUCUGAAAACUCAGCUAUAUAUCUCCAUCGCAGACGCCAUACAUAAGUUUUUCUUUUAAAAAAUGACUAAAGUAAACUUCCUUGUUAGAGACCAUAUGCAUUUGUUUGUAUAUACACACAUAUAUUUGGUUUGGCAUAGGGCUUAGCUUUCCCAUUAUUAUUAUUUUUGUUGAAAUUAGGUAGAAAAUUAAUGAAAAUGAAGCCUACACAACAACAACAUACUAAGCCUACGCCUCACCCAAUUCCUCCCAACUCCAGCAAAGUUAUACAUUUUGUUCCACAAAGAGAAUUUUUUUUUGAAAAUGUUGAAGAAAAGAUUAAUCUGUAUCAAAGUGCACUUGAAGGUAAUUGGGAAACAGCUGAAUAUAUAUUGAUGAAGAAAAGAAGUUUGUUAAGUGCAUCAAUAACGAGAGACAAGGAGAGAGCUCUUCACAUUGCUGCUGGAGCUAAGCACACGGAUUUUGUGAAAAAUCUUGUAAAACAAAUGAACAAAGAGGAAAUUGCUUUGAAAAAUAGACAUGGAAACACUGCCUUAUGCUUCGCAGCUGCUUCUGGAGUUGUAAAAAUUGCUGAGCUUAUGGUUAAUAAGAACAAAGAUCUUCCACUUAUUCGUGGUUUUGGCGAUGUUACUCCUCUUUUCAUGGCAGUUUCUUACAAAUGUAAACCCAUGGCUUUAUAUCUCUUGUCGGUCACUCAACUCAUUCACUUAACCUCCCAGGAACAGAUUGAGCUUCUUAUCGCCACCAUCUAUAGUGACUUCUUUGAUAUAAGUUUGAACAUUUUGGAACUGAAUCCAAGCUUGGCUACUAUGAACGACGCAAAGAACAACGAUGAGACAGCUUUGCAUGUCAUGGCUAGAAAAACAUCAGCAAUUGCCAACGGAGAUCGAUUAAACUUUUGGAAAAGUUGCAUCAAUUCUUUGAAAGGUGGGAUCUCCAAUAAAGAAGAAGAAGAGAUGAAGACAGCAGCCCGUAAAUUAGUUGAAUCAUUAUGGAAACAUGGUGUAUUUGAAUUGCCACAUAAGGAGUUGAUCAACUUCAUUAGACAUCCCUCAAGAUUACUUCAUGAUGCUGCCAGUGUAGGAAAUGUUGAGUUUUUGGUUUUAGUCAUUCGUAGAUAUCCCGAUGUCGUAUGGGAAGAAGAUGACGACGGUAAAAGUAUAUUUCAUGUAGCAGUUGAGAAUCGACUCGAGGAUGUGUUCAAUCUAAUAUUUGAGCUUGGUGGACUCAAAGACUUUUCUACAAAAUAUAGAACUACUGUCAAAGGAAAAUAUAACCUUCUACAUUUGGCUGCUAAACUAGCUGCUCCUAACCAUCUCAAUAGGGUCUCAGGAGCAGCCCUUCAAAUGCAACGUGAAUUACUUUGGUUCAAGGAAGUGGAGAAGAUAGUUCUAUCAUCCCAAUUGGAGGCCAAAUGUGACGAUCCUCUAAAGUUGACACCGCGCGAGUUAUUCACGAAAGAACACAAAGAUCUUCGAAAAGAUGGCGAGGCGUGGAUGAGAAACACAGCAAACUCUUGCAUGCUUGUUUCAACUUUAAUUGCCACAGUUAUAUUUGCAGCAGCCUUCACAAUUCCUGGUGGUGAUGAUAACGAAGGCACUCCUAUAUUUCAAAAGAGGUUUUGGUUCACUAUAUUUGUUAUAUCAGAUGCAGUGGGUUUAAUCUCCUCUUCAUCUUCUAUUUUGGUGUUCUUAUCCAUCCUAACUUCACGCCAUGCCGAAGACGAUUUCUUGCACUCAUUGCCUUCUCGAUUGCUUAUUGGACUCACUUCGUUGUUCAUCUCCAUAGUGUGCAUGGUGGUGGCCUUUAGUGCAACCUUUUUUAUGCAUUACCACAAUAAUGCAAAUAUAUGGGUUCCUAAAAUAGUGGCUACAACAACGAUUGUUCCCGUUUGCUGCUUUUGCAUGCUUCAGUUUAAACUCUGGGUUGAUAUAUUUCACAACACUUACUUGUCUAAGUUUCUUUUCAGGUCUGAUCAACAUAAAUUAACACUAUCGUCCCCUAUUAAACGUCUUCUCUCUAUACCCAUGCUCGAGUCUAAUUUACCCUUACCCAACUCUAUUAUUUGUUCUUCUUCACCUAAUGUGCGGUUCACUACAAGAAAAAUGGUUUACCACGACGGUUAAAAAUUGUCAUAUUUGAAGUUCUUGACAGUUUUUUGAAGUCAUUGUAUCGUCCGUGGAGGUAUGAUUAUCAAUAACAAAUUGAAAGAAUUGUCACAAUAAAUAUUGAUAUCAUAUAUCAAGUAUUACUGACAAAUAAUGAAUGCCAUUAUUUUACUUUUUUGCA
Messenger RNA from Cucumis sativus (cucumber), 2373 nucleotides. RefSeq lists its product as uncharacterized. Bases 276 to 2210 code for a protein of 644 amino acids. The record is from RefSeq and is a predicted model, not a curated record. Gene Ontology annotation, molecular function: protein binding. NCBI's taxonomy places the organism in Eukaryota, Viridiplantae, Streptophyta, Magnoliopsida, Cucurbitales, Cucurbitaceae. The transcript has 5 exons.